CGCGAGCAGAGCAUUCGAUGUAUCACGCUUACCUGAUCGCCGGUGGCCAUCAACCCGUCUGAUCCGAGAUAAGCUGGCUCCUGUUGGCCAUGACCUUGACGCGGUGUAGUAAUACUGCUCUGCUCCGACCAUGGCAUUUGGUUCGUACCCAUUGAAUGACGGGAGGGAGCAUUCCUGAGAUCCCCGCCAUUGCAUUCGGAACGGGCAGCAUCUACAAAUGGACCGAUGUGUCUCGUCUUGUCGAGCAAGCGCUCGAAGCUGGCUUUUGGCAUCUAGACACUGCUCAAGCUUAUCGGACAGAGGAAUACGUCGGCAAAGUCAUCCACGAGAGCGGCCUUUCUCGAUCCGAGUUGUAUGUCACAACGAAAUAUAGCGGAAUUGGGGACAUGCGCAGUGCAAUCGAGUCCAGCUUGUCGAGCCUGGGACUCAAAUACGUCGACCUUUACUUGAUGCACCAACCGUUCCCAAACUUCGCAGUCCUCUGGAAAGAGUUUGAGGCCAUUCAGAAGGAAGGAUUUGCCAAGAGCAUUGGUGUUUCAAACUUCACUCUCCCCCAUUUCCUUUUGCUAGUGCAAAACGCCACCGUCUGGCCGUCCGUCAACCAGAUCGAGUUCCACCCGUACACGUAUGCAAAGUACAAGGAGACCAUCGAGUGGACGAACAAGCACGGGAUCGUGACAGAGGCGUACAGCAGUCUUAGUCCGAUCACGAAGUUCCCGGGCGGACCAGUCGACAAGCCCGUCUCAGCCGCAGCUGCACGUCUUGGCAUCACUCCGACGCAAGUGCUUCUGCUGUGGGUCCGGGCUAAGGGCGUGGUCAUCGUCACCACUACCUCGAACAAGGACCGGUUGAAGGAAUAUCUAGCCGUAGGGGAUCUGCCCCCGCUUUCGGACGAAGAAGUUGCCGCCAUCGACGCAGCAGGCGCGAAAGGACCGCCGCGGUUCAAUCUGCGAUCUUUGCGGUCUCACGGGUCACGUGCUUUCAUGCUGAUUCUCACUCUCAUGUUUAUCUGGGGCAUCCAACUGCUGGUCUCGCGUGUUUAUUAGAGCAGAACAAAUACCAAGGACUGGUUAUUCCUCG
Mycena citricolor is the source of this 1080-nucleotide messenger RNA. Lineage: Eukaryota; Fungi; Basidiomycota; Agaricomycetes; Agaricales; Mycenaceae. The record is from the annotation of a GenBank genome assembly.